Messenger RNA from Hyaloscypha bicolor E, 1675 nucleotides. RefSeq names its product MFS general substrate transporter. Gene Ontology annotation, molecular function: transmembrane transporter activity. The record is from RefSeq and is a predicted model, not a curated record. NCBI's taxonomy places the organism in Eukaryota, Fungi, Ascomycota, Leotiomycetes, Helotiales, Hyaloscyphaceae. Gene Ontology annotation, biological process: transmembrane transport. The coding region runs from base 48 to 1565 and encodes 505 amino acids. The transcript is spliced from 3 exons.
CAGCUCUUCUCGCUCCGAACUCAUCAAUUAACUCCAGGCAGUUGGCAAUGUUCAUCGUAGCUCUGGACCAAACAAUAGUUGCAACCAGUAUACCGACAAUAACUCAUGACCUCCAUUCCUCGUCAGGCUACGUCUGGAUUGGAGGGGCAUACCUUCUCUCCAAUGCUGCUUCGGGGCCAAUUUGGGCUAAACUCUCUGAUAUAUUUGGCCGCAAGCCAAUCUUCCUUGCUGCAGAUGCAUUGUUCUUUGCUUCCUCGGCUUUCUGUGCUAAGGCGGGAAGUAUGAAGGUUCUGAUUAUUGGAAGGACGUUCCAGGGGGUGGCAUGUGGGGGCUUAAUUCCGUUGAUUAUGAUCACGAUUUCGGAUUUAUUCAGCAUUAGUCGGAGUCUGUACAUCGGAAUUAUGGAACUCGUCUGGGUGAUUGCUGGAGGCGUUGGCCCUGUCCUUGGAGGCGUGUUCACACAGAGGCUUUCUUGGCGAUGGAACUUCUGGAUCAAUCUCCCAAUCUCUGGCACUACUUUCAUCUUAUUAUUUCUAUAUCUGGAUGUUCACAACCCUAAGACCCCAGUUCUGGAUGGGCUCAAAGCAAUUGAUUGGUUUGGCAGCCUCUCCAUCAUUGGAUUGGUUCUCAUGCUGCUUCUGGGUCUCGAGUUCGGCGGUGCAACUGUCCCUUGGAAUUCGCCCCGAGUUAUCUGCCUUAUCGUUUUUGGAGCCUUGAUGUCGAUUGCAUUUAUAUACAGUGAGAAACGGCUUGCGCAGUACCCCUUGAUGCCAUUGAAACUGUUUGCAAACGGAUCCAACGCAGCGAGUCUCCUCCUCACACUCUGGCACGGAAUGAUCUACAUCGGCGCAGAAUACUACCUUCCACUUUACUUCCAAUCCGUCAAAGGCUCCUCACCUCUAACUUCCGGCCUCCUCGUCAUGCCCAUUACAACCACCGAAGCCAUAACCGGCAUACUAGCGGGAAUUCUAAUUCACUCCACUGGCCGGUAUCUCGAGAUCAUCUACAUUGGCGUCACAUUCAUGACCAUUGGAAACGGCUUGUAUAUCCUGCUCUCUCCCGCCUCCACCCUUGCUCAAAUCAUCAUCUACCAAAUAGUGGCGGGAAUUGGCGCUGGUCUGCUCUUCCAAGCACCUUUAAUAGCUCUCCAAGCACUAGUCUCCCAGGACGAAACAGCCACCGCAACUGCGACUUUCGGAUUUGUGCGGAGUCUCGCAACAUCUCUAGGGGUUGUUCUCGGUGGCGUGAUCUUCCAGAAUUCAAUGGAUAUCCACAUCCCCCCGCUCUCUUCUCCGCCCAUUAGUUUACCAUCCAAUGUCACGGAACUAUUGACGAAGGGCGGGGCGGCGGCGAAUGUUAUGUUGAGCAACACAAUUAGGGAUUCUGCUCAGAGAGAGGCAGUCAGAGGGACUUAUGCUUGGUCCAUGAGAAAUAUGUGGAUUUUUUACACUGGUAUUUCGGGCCUGGCAGUGCUGAGCAGUGCGUUCAUCAAGAGGCAUUAUUUGAGAAGUGAUCAUGUUGAGACGAGGACGGGAAUUAAGAAGAUGGCUGGGGUGACUGAGUGAGUUUUCGGAGGGUUGGGGUAUAAUGUAUAUGGAGAAGAUGCUCCAAACGUAUAUAUCAAGGAGGGGAAAAUUGCUAAAUGUCUCAACGUAGAAGGUGACAGCUUCGGCAC